This is a messenger RNA of Neodiprion fabricii, 1225 nucleotides long. It is a transcript of the gene sNPF, whose product is annotated as short neuropeptide F. NCBI's taxonomy places the organism in Eukaryota, Metazoa, Arthropoda, Insecta, Hymenoptera, Diprionidae. The coding region runs from base 136 to 759 and encodes 207 amino acids. The transcript has 7 exons. The record is from RefSeq and is a predicted model, not a curated record.
AGCCGAGCCUUCGCCACAGUUCAUAAUAAUACCAUCCCGGUGACUGUGUGCAACCCCCAGAUCCAGCUGACAUCCGUCGAGAAGUUGAAGGACCUUAUAAAUCCCGGUUGCAAAUUAUUGCAGUCAGUGCCAAUUAUGACAGCCCCCAAAAGCUACGUUGCCGCGAUGUUACUCGUCGUUGUUAUCGCCUCGGAUGUUCAUACAGCCGAAUACGCCGAUUACGACGGUAUGUCGUCGGAUUCCGAUGGGCACGAUGCUCGUGACUUGUACAACGCACUCCAGCAACAGGAGGACCCGAAUGCCGUAAAAUUAUGGAAUAUUCCAAUCCAGCAUUUAAUGGUUCGCAAAUCUCAGCGUUCACCUUCGUUCCGACUCCGAUUUGGCCGCCGUUCCGACCCUCUAAUGUCCAACGAUAUUUCCGGCCAAGAUAAUUCCGUUGAGAGAAAAUCCGUGAGGUCGCCUUCUUACAGGCUACGAUUUGGUCGGCGCAGCGAUCCUGAACUUUCGGAGGAUUUUAUGGCGAGAAAACCAAGCAGGUCGCCAUCUUUUAGACUGAGAUUCGGACGUCGGAGCGAUCCCCUUAUAAAUCAUGAUCUUGCGAGCUCGUUUCCCGGCGAAGACUACUUAGACAGAAAGAUAGUCAGAUCGCCGUCUUACAGACUUCGUUUCGGCAGGCAGAGUGGCUUGGUUGAUUCGACGGAAGUUCAACCUGGUACGACAUCGGAAAAGGAAUCAGCAGCGGUGGUUGAAGAGAAUUAAUUGCGCAACGUAAAGAAAGAAAAUUAUCUCCGUCUUCUAACGUUAUCAUUAUAUAUUACAUACCUACACAUAAACAUUAUAAUGCAGCUGCAGAAACUUUGCUAUUAACGAUAUACUUGUCUUCUUUCUGAUCUGCAUAUUUUUCAGCCGAACAUUUGUAAUAAUAAUAAGGAUGAUAAUGAUAAUAACUACAUUAAUAAUACUAAUAUAUACAAACACAUCUAUUACCUGUGUGCAGUGCAUAUAAUGUUGAUGAAUUCAAUUUGUUUGUAAUUGAGAAAAAAUCAAACUAUACAGAUCAAUGUAAAGUUUAUUUACUUCAAAUUCAUUUACGCUAUUCCUGGGAAUGUCUUUUUCCGUAUCGGUUAUUAUUUUUUGCCUGUGCAGUUAUUAUUUGUCCACAUGAACGUAUAAAUUGAAAAAAAUUGUGCCAAAUUAAUCCAAAUAUAAAUUUUUGUGUACAUGA